Silurus meridionalis is the source of this 3722-nucleotide messenger RNA. RefSeq names its product retinol dehydrogenase 8a (gene rdh8a). The record is from RefSeq and is a predicted model, not a curated record. Lineage: Eukaryota; Metazoa; Chordata; Actinopteri; Siluriformes; Siluridae. The coding region runs from base 203 to 1039 and encodes 278 amino acids. The transcript has 6 exons. Gene Ontology annotation, molecular function: estradiol 17-beta-dehydrogenase [NAD(P)+] activity. Gene Ontology annotation, cellular component: cytoplasm. Gene Ontology annotation, biological process: estrogen biosynthetic process.
AACACAAUCUGUGUAGCUUCUAACGGCCGUAUUCAGAUUUGAGUUAUGUGCGCAUGAUGAGCAUUUUAAUUAGAGGCAUUGUUUAUGACGAGGGGUAUUUAGAGAAUAUAUAGUACAUUACAUGCAUUAUGGAUUAUGAAUUAAAUGGAAAACAUGGCAGAGGAGUGCUCAGUCAGCUUCUCCUUCAAAUCUGAUCGCCACCAUGCGAGACCUGAAGAAGAAGGAUAAGCUGGUGCAGGCAGCAGGAGAUGCUUUUGGGAACACGCUGACACUGCAAGCUCUGGACGUGUGCAGCGAUGAAUCGGUUAGGCUGUGCGUCAGCGGGGUUAAAGACCGACACAUUGACAUCCUCAUAAACAACGCAGGCGUGGGUUUGCUCGGCCCUUUGGAGAGCAUCAGCCUGGACCAGAUGAAGACGGUGUUCGAGACCAACUUUUUCGGUACGGUGCGGAUGAUAAAAGAGAUCAUGCCCGACAUGAAGAGACGCAGAGCGGGGCACAUCAUCGUCAUGAGCAGCGUCAUGGGCAUGCAGGGCGUAGUGUUUAAUGACGUCUACACGGCCUCAAAGUUCGCCAUCGAGGGUUUCUGUGAAAGCUUGGCAGUCCAACUUCUCAAGUUUAAUGUCAAGUUGUCUCUGAUCGAGCCUGGGCCUGUGCACACUGAGUUUGAGGUGAAGAUGAUGGAAGAGGUGGCUAAGAUGGAGUUUCCAGGAGCAGACGCAGACACAGUGAGAUACUUUAAAGAUGUGUACGUGCCGUCCUCCAUCGAUAUCUUCGAAGCAAUGGGGCAGACGCCAGAUGACAUCGCUAAAUGCACUAAGAAGGUGAUCGAGUCGAGCAACCCUCGCUUCAGGAACCUCACGAACAGCCUUUACACCCCCAUCGUAGCCAUGAAGUACGCCGAUGAGACGGGCGGCCUGUCCAUACACACCUUCUACAACCUGCUGUUCAACUUCGGCUCCUUAAUGCACAUCACCAUGAACAUCCUGAAAUGCCUGACCUGCAGCUGCUUGCGCAGACGCACCGUGUCACCUGACUGAAAACACACACACACACACACACACACACACACACACAGACUGAUAUCAUCUAAAACACUUUUGGAUGCAUUAGUGGAUGUCAGUGUCCAGGACCCAAUUUUGUGUUCCUAUUUCCUUUGUUGUGAUACUCCACAUUCAACUUACCUACUCACUCAAACCUAAUUUAUCUAAUAAGUAGCAGAAGAUGUAAAAGAUGCUUUUCGAAAGCUCUGUGGUGCAAGAAGAACGUGAUGGGAGGCGUUUCACCAAAAGAAUUGGUUGUAUGUUGCAGCAGUCACAUUUUUACAUUUGCUUUCAUUGUUCAGUCUUUUAACACACACACACACACACACACGCACACAUAUGUACAUGAUUCUGGAUGUACGUCGCUCUCUUUUUUGCUUUCGUCUCUCCCCGUUUUAUUCUCCCUGCUGCUCACUGCAACAGAGAAUCUUCAUUAAUGAAAAUUACACACAGGUGUUUGAUCCUCAGCACUCAAUUCCUUUCAGAUCCGCUCUCCAUUCAUCAACUGGUGCUCGAUCACAUCCCCACUGACACAAUGUUGAAGCAAGUCGUAGGAAAUUAUGUUAUUUAUAAGGACCUGAUAUUAUAUUUGGAAAUCGAGAUUAAAUCCAUUGAAAAAAUGUUUUAAUCAUCACAGAAAUUGGAACAGACUAAUCCUAGUAGUCUAAAUCUUGGUGCUUGUAUUUAACUGCUUUUAUACACUAAUGAUUUUAGUGAAGUCUACUGUGAAAGUCGUUGUAUCGCAUUUGCUUCAGUCUGGUGUUGAAAUCUUAUCUCCACCCUGAUAUAUAUUUUUGUAUUAAAUGUGAAUAUUUAGAUUAUAUUGUAGAAUAAAUCCGGUUACAUUUUUUUUUUAAUAAAAUGAAUCCGAUGAUAUAGGUUGUAAGUCCAGAAAUACUAAGCACAACAGGAAGGAAAGAUUCUAGAGUGAAAGAUACUGAUAGUGAGGUGUAACAGUAAUGGAUCUGGUAUAAAUGUGUAACUUAAUCAGUAAAACCUUUUGAAAUAGAGGAGGGUUAUGUGUUCAUACAAACUAAUAUAUACAUGUGGUUGUGUGUAGUACUGUGUGUUGAACAGCAGGGAGCAGCAGAGCUUUUUUCUGGCAAGGCUCUCAAUCAGACAUCUUGAUAUUUGCUCUGUGCAGGAAUUUGAACUUGCCCACAUGAGAAACAUUCCUUAGUCCAAAGUGAUCCAAGAAGUAGGAUGCACACCGGAUGGAGUAUUAGAACAUGAUCGAUCUUCACAGUAAUGACAAAACAUCCUGCUGAUGUGAACCCGACUCUUCAGGACAAGAAUUGAAUCAACAGAGCAGGCUUCUGUCUCAGAGACGGGUGUUCUGGGAUGUGUUGUGUCUUGGAGCAUACAAGAGGGGAGAAGGAGGACAUCUUAAAUUUCUCUCUGUUGUGGUCUUGAAGGGGGAAAAGCUGUGUUUUUGAAAAUGUGCACAUGACCAUGAAGAAAGAACAUGUUUAUUUCUAUUCCCAGUGAACUAAAUAUAGAAAGUUAAUGUGAAUCAGAUUUCCUUCACAUACCUUUUAAAGUAACUAAAAAAAUUCUGAUUAUUAUUAUUAAUCAUAUUAAUUUUAUUAUUAUUAUUAUUACUGCAGGACCAUUUUUUGACAACUAUUUUUAGAUUUCUGGAAAAUCAUCAUAAUUUCUACCAUAUCUUCUCUUAAAAUGUCAUAAAACAAUUAUCAAAUACCACAAAAAUUAUAUAUUUGUAUUGUAUACAUUAUCUGCCCUCUUAGUCCUCAAGCUCCGCCCACUCUGCACAAUUACACUUUUUAAAGAUUUUACAAAUCUUAUGAAUGAAAUUUUAAUUUAAACAAAAAAAUUCUAUAUAUUUAAAAACCUUUUUUUUUAAUCAUGAAAUUGUAUGCAUUUAUUUCGAACUAACUUUUAAAGGAAUUUAUCACGUAAGAUUUAUGCUGUUUUAUCCCAAAAAUGGCAUGACAAAAAUAAAUGUAAGCAUGUGCAUAUAUUCAAAGUGAAAAAUUAAAAACAAGGAUACUACUGGAUAGACGUCCUCUAAGGUGGAUUUGCAUCGCACAAGUGCUCCGUUCAUUUUUAUAGAAUAUUUUUUAUUGAAAAUUGUUCCGUAAAUAAGCAUGUAGAAUGGCCAUGCAUGAUGAGAAGCUGCUGAAUAAUGAAGUGUCUUAUUAAUUUUGAAUAAAUCUCAGUGUUAAAGUCUCAAAUUUAAAAAGCCUAUGCUGUUUUAAACAAAAAAGUUUGAUAUCUAAGUUAGCUUAAGUUAGCAAUCAAAAGUUUUGGUCCCAACAAAGCUCCUGUGUCUAUGUAAGAGAAGAAAGAAGUUUAGUUGUGCAUGCUGGCCUCCUGUUAAAUAAAACAUUUACACUCAUUAUGUGACACUUGGUCUCUGAGCUCUGAGAGAUAUGAUUUGAAAAUAGAGAUGUAGAUACAGAAAUCCCACAGCAACAAUAGUUACAUAUACAAUGAAAAUAUUGCUCAAAACUUCCUGAGUAAAAUUUUGUUGAUCAUGGUGAUUAUGGUAGUUAUGGUGGUUAUGGAUAAUUACGACAGAUUGGUUCAAGGUGGAGGUUGGAAUGCAUCAAGGAUCGGCUCUGAGCCCUUUUCUGUUUGCAGUGCUGAUAGACAGGUUGAAGGACGAGGUGAGAGAGGACUCUCUGUAUAAUGUUUGUUUAUGAUAUUGUAAUUUGUG